Messenger RNA from Penicillium waksmanii, 1413 nucleotides. RefSeq lists its product as uncharacterized. Gene Ontology annotation, molecular function: macrolide binding; peptidyl-prolyl cis-trans isomerase activity. The coding region runs from base 1 to 1413 and encodes 470 amino acids. The record is from RefSeq and is a predicted model, not a curated record. Lineage: Eukaryota; Fungi; Ascomycota; Eurotiomycetes; Eurotiales; Aspergillaceae. The transcript is spliced from 3 exons. Gene Ontology annotation, cellular component: chromatin; nucleolus.
AUGUCUGCCGUGCAGCCUGUCGCCGUCUAUGCCCUCCGGGUUCCUCCCGGUGCUAUGGUUGCCGCCGUACCCAAUGCCGCCGCAUCGUUCCGUGUGAGCAUGGCCGCUAUCGACCCUGAUGAGGCCCCCGAGCUCGAUGCCGAUAGUGAGGCUGGCAAGCCCUCUCGCGCGACUCUGAAAAUUGUUCGCCCUCCUCCCGGCCUUGACUUUGAUGAGGAUGAUGAGGACUACAGCGAUGAGGAGGACGAUGAAGAAGAUGAGAACUCUGAUGACGAGGAGGUCAACGGUGGUCCCAGCGACAAGGAGAAGGCUCGCAAGCUGAAGCAGGCCGCCGUCCAGAAGGAGCUGGCUGAGGCUAUGGAGGAGGACGACGAAGAUGAUGAGUCUGACGAUGGUGGCUUCGACCUGAAGGCUGCUAUCUCCAAGCUUAUCAAGGGCAAGGGCCCCGCUACCGAUGAUGACUCUGAUGAUGAGUCUGACGAGGAACUCGACCUCGACGAGAACGUCCUCUGCACACUGAGCCCCGAGACGAACUGGCAACAGCCCCUUGACAUCACUGUCUGCGAGGGUGAGCGCGUCUUCUUCAAGGCCACCGGUAACCACACCAUCUACAUCACUGGUAACUACGUCAUUGGUCUCGACGAGGGCCGUCCUGAGUUCGAUGAGGAUGAGGAUGAUGAGGAUGAGUACGAUCUGUCUCCUGAUGAGGAUGAGCUCGACAUGGACGACAUCAUGGCCCUAGACGGCGACGACAGCGAUGACCUGGAUGAUAUGGAAGAUCCCCGCAUCACCGAGGUUGACAGCGAGGAGGAGGCCCCCAAGCUGGUUGAGGCCAAGGCCAAGGGCAAGAACAAGCGCGCUGCUGAGGAGGAGAGCCUCGAUGACCUGAUGGCCAAGACCGCCAAGGGCAAGGCUACCAAGGCCGAGGAGAAGGCUCAGCAGAAGAAGCUCAAGAAGAACGACGGCGCCGCCGCCGCCGUUGAGCCCAAGAAGGAGGCCAAGACCGACAAGAAGGUCCAGUUCGCCAAGAACCUUGAGCAGGGUCCUACCCCCUCCGGCGACAAGCCCACCGGCACUCUCGGAGUGAAGGAGGUUCGGGGUGUCAAGAUUGAUGACAAGAAGCUCGGCAAGGGUGUUACUGCUAAGAGCGGCAACACUAUCGCUAUGCGUUAUAUCGGCAAGCUCGAGGAUGGCAAGGUCUUCGACUCCAACAAGAAGGGCAAGCCCUUCACCUUCAAGCUCGGAAAGGGCGAGGUCAUCAAGGGUUGGGACAUUGGUGUUGCCGGCAUGGCCCCCGGUGGUGAGCGUCGCAUCACCAUCCCUCCCCAGCUGGCCUACGGCAAGAAGGCUCUUCCCGGUAUUCCCGGCAACUCCAAGCUCAUCUUCGACGUGAAGCUGCUGGAGAUCAAGUAA